AUGUAUCAAUCUUCGAUUGGGCCGUCCAAUCUCGAUUCUGUGUUGGAUGGAGAGAAAGGCGGCUCAUCUCGCCAAGUUGGUCUUAAAGACCGCAUUGCUUGUUAUCAAUGGACCUUCUUCACCAUGACAAUGGCGACCGGAGGAGUGUCCAGCGCCCUUCAUGGAUUGGUUUAUCAAGCCGGGUGGGUGAAUGGCUUUGGAGUCUUCUUCUGCCUCCUUAACAUUGUGCUCUUCCUCACCAACUGCGUCUUGCUGUCCAUGCGGUUUUACUUGCGCCCCGGAAGUCUCACCAAGUCGUUUACAGAUCAAGUAGAAUCCUUUAUCGCCGUCAUUCUCAUCAACAUAUGCCAGUUUGGCGUUCCGCAUUGCGGUGUCUGGCUCCUUAAAACUUUGCAGAUCUUGUUCUGGAUAUACACCGGGCUGAGCGCCGUUGCUAGUGCUGGGUUGUAUCUCAUCUUAUGGUCCACACUAAUAUUCCCAAUUCAUAUGAUGACUCCGACCUGGGUGUUUCCUGCAUACCCGCUCAUGCUCACAGCGCCGUUUGCCUGCAACCUCAUCUCGGCAGCUUCCGCCACUGGCCGUCUUGACGUGCUAUAUUCCCCAGCCAUUGCUCUAUCAGCUGUCGCAACCCAAGGCACAGGAUGCUUGAUCUCUCUCAUGAUAUCUGCCGCCUUCAUAUACCGGCUGAUGACGCAGAAAUUGCCCAGGGAUUUUCAACGGCCUGGUGUUUUCAUUUCAAUUGGACCAUAUGCUUUCACUGCUGGAUCCAUUGCACAACUCGGGAGCGAAGCCCGUGAGAUUUUGCCGCCCGAUUUCCUCGGUACGGAAAACAGCGCCGACAUUAUCAAGAUUAUUUCCAUUCUUGUGGCCCUUUGGUUCUGGGGCCUUUCCAUGUGGUUCUUCCUCGUCUCUAUUGGAUCACUCUGGAAGUAUCUACGGACGCGAAAGGGCAUGCCAUUCCAGAUGACAUGGUGGUCGUUCGUAUUUCCAAAUACGGCUCUCGUCACCACAACCGAAAUCAUGGGGAAUAUCUUUGAGAGCAGGGGGCUGCAGCUUUGCGGAUGCGCCAUGACGAUUGCCCUCGUCAUUGCGUGGGUUAGCAUUUUUGCAACAAUGAUUACUUGCAUCAAGCAGAGGAAACUGCUCUGGCCGAAAUCCAAGUCCUAA
Trichoderma virens Gv29-8 is the source of this 1167-nucleotide messenger RNA. RefSeq lists its product as uncharacterized. NCBI's taxonomy places the organism in Eukaryota, Fungi, Ascomycota, Sordariomycetes, Hypocreales, Hypocreaceae. The coding region runs from base 1 to 1167 and encodes 388 amino acids. The record is from RefSeq and is a predicted model, not a curated record. Gene Ontology annotation, cellular component: membrane. Gene Ontology annotation, molecular function: malate transmembrane transporter activity. The transcript has 8 exons. Gene Ontology annotation, biological process: malate transmembrane transport.